Molecule: messenger RNA, 1280 nt
Organism: Beta vulgaris subsp. vulgaris (sugar beet)
Lineage: Eukaryota; Viridiplantae; Streptophyta; Magnoliopsida; Caryophyllales; Amaranthaceae
Product: zinc finger protein CONSTANS-LIKE 2
Exons: 2
Coding region: 1-1104 (367 amino acids)
Biological process (GO): regulation of flower development
Cellular component (GO): nucleus
Molecular function (GO): zinc ion binding; protein binding
Source: RefSeq, a predicted model, not a curated record
AUGAUGAAGGAGGAAGUAUCAGGAAGUGAUACCAAUAGUUGGGCACGUGUUUGUGACACGUGCCGUGCAGCACCGUGCACAGUGUACUGCAGAGCAGAUUCAGCUUUCUUGUGCACCAGCUGCGAUGCACGAAUCCAUGCCGCCAAUCAGGUGGCGUCGAGGCACGAAAGAGUUUGGGUGUGUGAAGCAUGUGAGCGUGCCCCAGCAGCUUUCCUGUGUAAGGCUGAUGCAGCAUCUCUAUGUGCUACCUGUGAUGCUGAAAUCCACUCAGCUAACCCAUUGGCUCGCCGCCAUCAACGGGUCCCAAUUAUGCCCGUUGCAGGCUGCGUUUACGGUCCCCAAGGCGGGAGGAUGUCUGAGGACAGGUUCCUGACCCUGCCAGAGGGAGAUGAUCACACCACUGAUCAUGAAGGGGAUGAAGAUGAAGCUGCUUCAUGGUUGCUACUUAACCCAGUUAAGAGCAGCAACAACCAAAAUACAAAUGGGUUUUUGACUGGAGGAGGAGAGGUUGAUGAGUACCUGGACCUCUUAGAGUACAAUUCAGGUGCAGAUAAUCAGUUGUGUGAGCAGUAUAACCAGCAGCAGGAAUUCAAGGUUCCUGAGAAGAAUUGUGGAGGUGACAGUGUUGUACCAGUUCAGUGUAGGGAAGCAAAAGAUCACCAAAUACAAUAUCAAAACUUCUUGUUUGGGAUGGAGUGUGAAACAAAAUCUGGUUACACUUACAACACAUCAAUUAGUCAGAGUGUUUCAGUUUCCUCCAUGGAUGUGGGUGUUGUACCAGAAUCCGCCAUGAGUGAUAUCUCUAUGUCACAUCCAAGGCCACCCAAAGGUACAAUCGACCUAUUUUCUAGCCCUCCAAUGCAAGUGCCAACUCAACUAUCACCAUUAGAUAGAGAGGCUAGGGUCAUGAGAUACAGAGAAAAGAAGAAGAACAGAAAAUUUGAGAAGACAAUCCGUUAUGCUUCAAGAAAGGCCUAUGCAGAGACAAGACCUCGGAUCAAAGGCCGUUUUGCAAAGAGAACAGAUGUGGAAGCAGAGAUGGACCAGAUGUUUACCAACUCAUUAAUGGCAGACAGUGGUUAUGGCAUUGUCCCAUCCUAUUAAAUCUAGGUGAUGUUAAUAAUGAAGUUGGUUGUGCUGCCAUUAUAACUUCAUAUUUUUUCUCAGUGUUGACCUAUAUGUUUCUUAGUUACUGAUGAAUUUCUAUCUUGAAAUUCUAAUGUCUUUUUUUGUGUAAAUUGUACAAAAACAAGUAUAUAUAACAUGCUUUCUUAAUCAAA